This is a messenger RNA of Paramecium pentaurelia, 2626 nucleotides long. The record is from the annotation of a GenBank genome assembly. NCBI's taxonomy places the organism in Eukaryota, Ciliophora, Oligohymenophorea, Peniculida, Parameciidae.
AUGAAAUUUAGAUAAAAAGCAUAAUGUACCUAAUCUCUUCCUAAGAUUCCUGUAUAAAAGUAAUGUCGUUACUUAACUCAAAAAGAAGAUGAAGAGGAUUUAGAUUUCAGUUUUGAAAUAAGUCCUGUCAAUUUGGUAACAACAAAAUAGGAUUUUUAUAAAUUACACAAAACAACAGAGAGAUAGUAAGAGUAAAACAAAAUGUAUAAUCGAAAUGAUAAUUUGAUGACUACUUUAUCUUCUUCUUAAUUACCACCAGGAAGUUUUGGAUUAUUUAAUAGGCAGAAGAAUGAUGCUUUACAUUUAAAGUAUAAUUGAAUUAUCAAUAGCCAUAUGAAGUAUGGAGAUAAGUAUAUGAUAAUGUUAGCAAGAGGAUUACAGAAAUAAAAUGAUAUAAAGGAAUUCAAUUUAAAUGAUAAUAGGAUGACUUAGUUGAGUUCAUCAGAAGUAAUUAAGAGUACUAGAGGAGCUACAUCAUUAAGUUUAUCAAAGAAUAAGAUUGGGAAUGGAUGUUUAGAGAUUGGUAAUUCAUUAGUGAAUAGAGAUUGUAAAAUAUAAUUAUUGAAUUUGGAAGAUAACAAAUUAUAAGAGAGUCUUAUAAUAGAUAUAUUAGAUAGAAUUGCAUAUAAUCGAUCAUUAAAAAUAGUAAAUUUGAGUAAGAAUAAUAUAUCAAAUAAUUGUGUGAAUGCUCUCUCAAAUAUGUUAAUAACUAAUGAAGAUAUUGCUGAAUUGUAUCUUCAUUUUAAUAAAUUAAAUGGUAUUGCAGCUGUUUAAAUAUUCAACAAUAUGCAUAAAUCAAAUCUAAAAGUCUUAGAUUUAUCAUAAAAUUCUUUAGGAAUAGGAUAUGAUUGGUCUUAAAGUUUUAAUAAGAUGGUUUAAUUGAAUAAGGAAUUAAUUCAUUUUGAUCUAUCCUUUAAUAAAAUAGAUUAUCAAAUUACAUGUUAAAUAGCUGAAGGAUUAAAGAAGAAUAAAAGUAUAUUAGGAUUUCAUUAUACAGGAAAUUGUGGAUAUGUUGAUCCAAAGGGUUUUUUGAUACCAAUUUAAAAAGGAAUUGUAGAAUAGACAUAACAUUAAAUUGCAUAAAGAAUAUAAGGAUGUUAAUACAUAAAAUAAAAGAGAUUAAGAUCAUAUAGAGACAGUAAUAUAAAAGAUUGUUGUUGGAUUUGUGAAGGUUGGAGAUAGAUAGAAUUUUAAUGGAAUCCAUAAACAUCAGGACCUGCUAAUGAUCCUAUGUUCUUACAUUUAUCUUAUUUAAAUUAUGAUGAUUUAUAUAUGGGUAAGGUUGAAUCUGGAUUAAGAGUUUAAAGAAUGGUACCUCCAGGAUUGAGUUAUUAUUUUUUUACAAAUGAUAAUAUGUAAUGUGUUGCAAAGGAUUAAUUACAUAAGAGAUGGCCUUUACCUUUAAAUAAAGUAAAAGUGUAAGAUAAAGAAAUUGAUGUGAAAUUACAUUAAUUAAAUUAUAUGAAUGUUUUAGGAACAUAAAUCAUAGAUAAAUAUUAUAUGCCUAUAAUAAAUGUUUAACCAAGAUAAGAAGAUCUACUUUAUAUACCUGAGAGAGUAGAUAAUCGUAUAUUAUGGACAUUUCCAAUAUCAUUAUUUAAAGAUUGGAAAAGAGAUAAUGAAGAAUUGAUAGAGAAAUGUUUCAUAAGUGAUUGGAAUCAAAGUAGAAUUACUAAGUUAAUAAAAGAUGAUAAUGAUAGAAAUGCAUGUUAUAAUUUUUUAUUGUCUAAUUAUUAAUAGAUAAAAGAUACUUAUAAGUAAAAGAUAUUUGAAAUUUAGACACUAUGCAUGUUUGUCACCAAUAGGAGAUAUAUGGGCCAUAUCAUCAUUAAUAAAUCUAUAAUUAUUAAGUGCAGUAAGAAUGACAGAACCUAGUGAAAAAGGUAUUAUUAAAUAAUAGGAUAUGGAAUUAAAAUAUUUGGCUACAAUAUCAGGAACAGAAAAAGGAAAUUAUAGAAAACCAGAAAGAGGAAUGGUAAGAUUUUAAUUUUUAGAAAUGUUUGUAAGAAUAGCAGAAGAUAAAUAUAUAAAGAAUGGAAUAGCUAAAUCAUUUGAAGAAGCAUUAUAAUGGAUGUGGAAUGAUCAUUUAAAAGAAGAAUUUAAUAAAUAUAAUACUUAAAUAUUUAGAGAUACUAAAUUUUGGAAUGAAUAAUGUGAUCUUUGUAUGAAACAUUAUAAAACUAUUCUCGAUAGUAUUUAUAUUAGAUAUAGUGUAAAGAAAGUUAAACCUGGUUAAAAACCAUUUAUGAGUUUAUAAGAAUUAUAAGAAAUGUGUGCUCAUAUUGGAUUAAAUUAAAUUGAAACAUUUGGACCUAAUAUUCCUUUAUUUGCAUUUAAUAAAGCUAUGAUGACUUAAAUAGAUGAACUAAAUUCAGAUAGAAUAUUUUAAAUGAGUUUUGUUGAAUUCUUAGAAGCUUUUGCAAGAAUAGCUGAAGAUAUAGAUAUUCGAUAAAUUGGAUUACAUUUAAAAAUAGAAUAAUUAAUAUGGAAAUGUUAUGUAUUAUUUUCAGAUUUAUAUGCUUUACCAAUUUAAAGUUAUUUUUAAGAAGAAUGGGAUUAAAUAAAUAAAUAAUAGAAUAAUAAUAAUAAGUAAAUAAUAGAUGAUGAUAUAGAUGAUUUUAAUUGA